Pipistrellus kuhlii (Kuhl's pipistrelle) is the source of this 2472-nucleotide messenger RNA. RefSeq names its product mas-related G-protein coupled receptor member F. Gene Ontology annotation, cellular component: membrane. The coding region runs from base 606 to 1643 and encodes 345 amino acids. Gene Ontology annotation, biological process: G protein-coupled receptor signaling pathway. Gene Ontology annotation, molecular function: G protein-coupled receptor activity. NCBI's taxonomy places the organism in Eukaryota, Metazoa, Chordata, Mammalia, Chiroptera, Vespertilionidae. The record is from RefSeq and is a predicted model, not a curated record. The transcript has 3 exons.
CCGCCCCUCAGUUCAUCGGAACAAUCCCUGGGGGUCCCCCUCCUGGACCUGUGCCCCCCGAAAGGCCCCGUGGGAGCCGCCGAGAGAAGGCACCCGCAAGUGGACGGCGGACGCCUCUCUCUCCGGGACGCGCGGGAGAUUAACAGCUGGACUCUGGCCACAGUGCUCGGGCCAACUUGACGUCACCAGGCAGAGAGAUGAGUUCCCAGUGGGGCUCUGGGGGGGCGGGCGCGGGGGGGGGGGGGGCUCCUGAGCAGGGCAUUCCUUCCCCAAGCCUCAUCCCGCUCCGCCCCUCCUCCUCCCCCUCCCUCCCUCCCCUCCUGCCGGGCCUGGAAUUGGGUUUGGGGCGGGUUCUGCUUCCAAAGCCAUCUCCCCAGCAGCAGGCGCGGGCUCUGCACACUCGGCUCUCUCCUCUCUCCUCUCUCCUCUCUCGUUUGCUGAGGCUCCAGCCCUGUUCCACACUGGCCUGCUGCCUCGGGGAUCGCAGCCGGAGGCGGGCAUCACCCACGCGCCCUCCUGGAGGACCGGGACAGCUGCAGGUGGGGGGUGCCGGCCCGUGAGCUGUGAGCAGAGCAGCGAGGAAGCUGCACGCCCCAGGCCCGGAGAUGGCUGCCAACUGCUCCUGGGAGGCCCAUCCCACCAGCAGGAACAAGAUGUGCCCGGGCGUGAGCGAGGCCCCCGAGUUCCACAGCCGCGGCUUCCUGACCAUCGAGCAGAUCGCCACGCUGCCACCGCCGCCCGUGGUGAACUACAUCUUCCUGCUGCUCUGCCUGUGCGGCCUGGCGGGCAACGGGCUGGUGCUCUGGUUCUUCGGCUUCUCCAUCAAGCGGAGCCCCUUCUCCAUCUACUUCCUGCACCUGGCGGGCGCCGACGUGGGCUACCUGGCCAGCAAGGCCGUGCUGUCCGUGCUGAACGCGGGCGGCUUCCCCGGCACCUUCGCCCGGUACGUGGGGGCGGCGUCCCGCAUCCUGGGGCUCUGCACCUUCCUGGCCGGCGUGAGCCUGCUGCCGGCCAUCAGCGCCGAGCGCUGCCUGUCGGUCGUCUUCCCCGCCUGGUACUGGCGGCAGCGGCCCAAGCGCCUGUCGGCCGUGGUGUGCGCCCUGCUCUGGGCCCUGUCGCUCCUGGUCACCGGCGUCCACAACUACUUCUGCGUGUUCCUGGGCCGCCAGGCCUCCCGGGCGGCCUGCACGCACAUGGACAUCUUCCUGGGCGUCCUGCUCUUCCUCGUCUUCUGCCCGCUCAUGGUGCUGCCCUGCCUGGCCCUCAUCCUGCACGUGGAGUGCCGGGCCCGGCGGCGCCAGCGCCCACGCUCCUCCAAGCUCAACCACGUCAUCCUGGCCGUGGUGUCCGUCUUCCUCGUGUCCUCCAUCUACCUGGCCAUCGACUGGUUCCUCUUCUGGGCCUUCCGCAUCCCCGCCCCCUUCCCCGAGUACGUCACCGACCUGUGCAUCUGCGUCAACAGCGGCGCCAAGCCCGUGGUGUACUUCCUGGCCGGGAGGGACAAGUCCCAGCGGCUGUGGGAGCCGCUCCGCGUGGUCUUCCAGCGCGCCCUGCGGGACGGCGCCGAGCUGGCCGAGGCCACGGGCGGCACGCCCAACACGGUCACCAUGGAGAUGCAGGGCCCCGCCGGGAACGCCUCCUGAGAGAGGGGCACCCGGAGGGGAGGCGGGGACCCCAAGGACCUCCAGAGACCCUCUGCCGGGACGGGGCCCGGGCGGCCGCCCUGGUGCCCGAGGACAAGGAGGCACGUCUGCCUCCGGCCCCCCUCGGGCCUCCUUCUCCCGGGGCCGGAGGCUCUGCGAGCGCCCGAGAGGCUGAGCGGCCGCCUGCACACAGACCUGGCGGCCCUGCCAGGCCCUCCCCAGCGUUCUCCUGCAUGAGCAGCACCCACCGGACGGAAGUGUCCUCCCCCCAUGGGGGACUCUGCUCACCCCAGGCUGGUCUGGAAAGGAGAGGAGGGGGCCACCGAGCCCCGUCCACCUGCCGCCCCUCUGAACGCGAUGCCCUGUUUGAAAGUGACACGGUGGGCCACACCAGCACCUCCCGCCGCGGGGCACCUGUUCCCGCCACGCCACCCCCUGGGGGCAGCGCUGGGGGCAGACCUGACACGGGGAGCUCUCUGAGCCGGCUGCUCAGUCUUCCUGCAGGUGAUGUCCCUGCCCCCUGGGUGAGCCCUUGGUGAUGUUCGCCCGGUGUGUUUCUGGUCCCGGCAGCCAGGGGGGGACAGGAGGGCCUUCACCAGCUCAGAGAGGUCACCGCCUUUCUGGCUCCCUGCCAGCCUCGGCAGCCUUUCGGAGCACAGGGCGCGUGCCCGCUGCCGCCCGCCUGGGCCUCGGGUGCCUGCAGACCGUCCGGAAGUGGGCACUGACUGGUUCUACCUGGCCACCCAGCCCACCUCGAAGCACAGUGGCCCAGUGUAGCCAACGGAACUUUUAUGAAAUAAAUGUACAUCAAUAAAUGUUUUAUAUCUUA